This is a messenger RNA of Dufourea novaeangliae, 2125 nucleotides long. RefSeq names its product ABC transporter G family member 9 (gene E23). The transcript has 12 exons. Gene Ontology annotation, cellular component: plasma membrane. Gene Ontology annotation, molecular function: ATP binding; ABC-type transporter activity; ATP hydrolysis activity. NCBI's taxonomy places the organism in Eukaryota, Metazoa, Arthropoda, Insecta, Hymenoptera, Halictidae. Bases 21 to 1961 code for a protein of 646 amino acids. The record is from RefSeq and is a predicted model, not a curated record.
AGAAGCGCCAGCAACGGGCAAUGGGCCGACCAAUCAUCAAUGCUCCCAGAGUGGAAAGCUCAGCGUUGCAGUUGGUGUACCCGCUGGAUUCUCGUCCGGUGCAGCUAAUCUUCCGGGGGUUGCAGGUGGUCAAGGAGAAACGAGCCCUCCUACGCGAUGUCUCGGGCGUGGUCAAGCCCGGCGAACUUUUGGCCGUCAUGGGCCCCUCGGGUUGUGGCAAAACUACGUUGCUGAACUGCUUGUCAGGCCGCGUGGGCGUGGACGGGGGUGAAAUCUGGCUGAAUCGCGAAAGGCUGACGAAAAGAUGGCGACGAAGAAUCUGUUACGUGCAACAACAGGACGUUUUCUUCCCCGAUUUGACGUUGCGGCAGACCCUCCAGUACCAGGCGAGACUCAGGCUUCCGGACUCGUUCUCGCAAUCCCAGAAGAUGCAGUGCGUGGAUCAUAUCAUCGAGGUCCUCGACCUCGCCGGCUGCCAAGACACCAUUAUCGGGGACUACACGAAACGAGGGCUCUCGGGCGGCGAGAAGAAGAGGACGAGCAUAGCCUGCGAGCUGCUCACCAAUCCGUCGCUGAUGCUGCUCGACGAACCAACCAGCGGGCUGGACUCGCACUCAGCGCAGUCUCUGAUUUCACGACUGAAGAAAUACGCGGAGCAAGAGGGCAAGAGCAUCGUGUUGACGGUGCAUCAGCCCAGUUCGAGGAUGUUCCACAGUUUCAGCAAGCUUCUUCUGUUGAGCCGAGGCCAGGUGGCGUAUUACGGGCCGACCACGAAUAUCGGAAGGUUCUUCUCCACGAUAGGACUGACGCUGGUGCCGCAUUACAACCCGGCUGACUUCAUACUGGAGCAAAUAAAGGGGCCAGAGGAGGUACGGGAUCGGAUCGUUGCAGCGGCGAGGAACGUCCGACAGGGAUCCGACUGCCCACCGGAACUACGCCCGGAAUAUAAUCCCAGCCAGCAUCCGCUAUGCGACCAUCUCAUCCAUUAUCACGAGCACCACAUCAGCCACAAUGUAAAAGAGGACGAAGGUCGCACCCUGUGGCUGGACACGCAGAGCCACACUAGUAGCAGCGCCAGCUCCGCGGACGAAGAGUACGCCUGGCAGUGGCCCACCAGUUUCUGGUCGCAAUUCAAAGUAUUAUCAGAACGAAACUUUCAAGAAGCCCGGCCACGGAUGCUGUCCCGUCUGAAUUGGUUACAAACGAUAGCCCUCGGUCUGCUAGCCGGGCUGCUUUGGUUGAGGCUUCCCAGAACCGAGGCGGCUCUCCACGACAUCCAGGGUUGGAUGUUCUUCAGCACCACGUACUGGAUGCUGUUCGCGCACUUCGGCGCACUCUCCAGUUUUCCUCCAGAACGCGAGGUUAUCAACAAGGAGCGGCUGUCGGGGUCGUAUCGGCUCUCGGCCUAUUACCUGGCGAAAAUGGUCGGCGAGCUACCGCUUACGAUCACUCUGCCCGCGGUCUACCAUAUCAUUAGUUACCCGAUGUUGGGCUUCCACAGUCCGGCUGUUUUCGUCACUCUGCUGGCGUUCCUCUUACUCAACACUGUUGUCGCGCAGAGCGUGGGAUUCUUCGUCGGCGCGUGCUGCCUGGACCUCCAGGUGAGCAUAACCGCGUCAGCGCUGUAUACGCUCGCCACGCAGCUACUGGGCGGUUAUUUGGCCACCGCUGUCCCACCGUGGCUCGCGUGGGCCAGAUACGCGAGCAUGGUGCACUACGCCUAUCAGAACAUGCAGAUCCUGGAAUUCGGCGUCGGCGAGCCGAUCACAUGCUCGCAGCCAAGCAAGUUCUCGGAAUGUCGGAACGCCACCACGAUCCCGGUGUCGGCCAUUUUGGAGAGUCAGGGCGGCAAGGGUUCGGGUCUUCCGCUAUGGGCGAACACCGCCGUUCUGCUCGCGUUCCUGGUGAUAUUCCGCACCCUCGGCUACCUGGUGCUCCGUUACUACCGCGUGCCGAAGUGAACGGGCCGAUCCACGAUGCGCGGGCAACCGUCAAGACUCGCCGAUUUCGCGUCUUCGAUCGGACGAUCGAACGAAUCGAAAGGCAUACAUGCAUACGCCGUCGUCGUGCCGGCCACGCCGCGCUAACGGGACCGAUUAACUAGCCGGUAACACCGCCUACCUCC